Oncorhynchus kisutch (coho salmon) is the source of this 6968-nucleotide messenger RNA. RefSeq names its product poliovirus receptor-like. The transcript has 7 exons. The record is from RefSeq and is a predicted model, not a curated record. Lineage: Eukaryota; Metazoa; Chordata; Actinopteri; Salmoniformes; Salmonidae. The coding region runs from base 306 to 1925 and encodes 539 amino acids.
AUGACGUCACACCCAGUAGCGAUCUCUCCGCAGUGUGGAAAUAGUUGAAGAGCGCACGCAGUCCAAUCCACAAAACACAUUUUUAGCUAAGCGAGAAAUAUACAUUUGUGAGUUUGUUGUCAACAUCGCUUGGACAUGAUUUGUGUUAUUUUUAACAGGCUCUGAAAGACGCGCAGUCAGUGAAGGACGUUUGAAAACGGACUUCUGAUUAGUUCACGAUUAAGUUCAAACCGGGAAAAGACACGGAUAGAGUUUUUUUUUUAAAUCAACGACAUAAGAUUCAUUUAAAUCAGAGCACAGGCAGCAUGGCGAGAGAAGACGCUCGAAAUUGGCAUGACUUCACAAAAAUGAUCGGACUGUUCAGCGUGGUCACGUUGCUGACUUUUCAAGGGGCGGUGUCUCAGCGGGUGAAGGUGGAACCGGAAGUGAUGUCCUACCCCAGCCAGGCGGUCAACCUGAGGUGUGCCUUCGCAGACGCUGGAGGGAUACAGCUCACACAGGUGUCCUGGAUCUAUGAGCCGAAGGAGGGCGAGCGGCUCAACAUCGCCGUGUACCACCCUAACUUUGGGGCAAGUUACCCCACAUCGCCCCUGAAGGGGCGGGUCCGCUUCACGACGGAACCCCCCUCCCUCAGCAACCCCUCCAUCCAGAUCUCAGACGUCAAGAUGACUGACGAGGGGAAAUACAUCUGUGAAUACGCCACCUACCCCAGUGGCAACGAACAGGGUGUCACCUCCCUCGUCAUGCUAGCCAAACCCAGGAACUCUGCCUCCGGGGUAACAGUGAUAGCCUCCACUGUCGUCACGGGAGCUCAGCCAGUUGUCGUGGCCCGCUGUGAGUCGGCCGACGGUCGUCCUGCUGCCCAGAUCGCAUGGGUGACAGCUGUCAACGGCAACGCUACCUCCGCCUCUACGGCGGGCGCUGACAACACCGUGACGGUAUCCAGCCAGUACAUGCUGGUUCCCACAGCAGCAGACAACGGCAAAGACAUCAGCUGUUUGGUCUCCCAUCGAACCCAGGCCAAGCCUGAGAGCUUCCUGAUGAACCUGGCCAUCGAAUACCCCCCACAGGUGACCAUCGUGGGCUAUGAUAAUAACUGGUACGUGGGUCGGACCAACGUGGCUCUGACCUGUCAGGCUACUGCCAACCCCGUCCCUACCACCAUCGCAUGGAAAACUAUGUCCGGUCAGAUGCCAGACACAGUGCAGGUAAAAGAAAACGUGCUGACCGUGCUAAAGGUGGACGAGCAGAUCAACACAACCUUCGUCUGCGAGGUCAAGAACCGCCUGGGCACCGGCAAGGACCAGGUCACUGUUAUGGUCCAAGAACCCUCUGUGGUCCCCUCCAACGCGGCCGUGGUGGCAGGUGCUGUGAUUGGCUCCCUUCUGGCCCUCCUCCUCGUCGCCGCCCUUAUCGCCGUCCUGGUCACCCGGAGCCGCCGGCAACAGCAGGGUUACCGUGGCAACCCAAACCACAGCUCCUUCGACAUAAAGUCGCGUCUCUUCGGCGCCGGCAAGAAGGGGAGCAAGAACGGGACAGGUGCUGGCGCCGGGGGCAACGGGGUGGGUGGCAACAACAACAGCCCCAUCUACGUCUACAAGGAGGGCUCCGCCCAUGAUGGCCUGACUGACAAGGCCAAUCAACAUGUGCCGCUGCACCUGGGGGGGCAUGGUGAGGGGGGGGUUGCCACGGCGCCCACUGCGCAGGACAUCCUGCUGAGCGGCGAGCUGGACGAGGCAGAGCGAAGGAAGUUUGACCAGCUGGAGGACGACGAGGAGAGUUACGACCACUUUGGAGGGGGCGGGCCCAUCCUGCAACUCCGCCCACCACAUGACCAAGACGGAAUCAUGAGCGGUUACCUUGACGACGACAUGGAGUCUCAGCGCGACGGGUCGGUCAUCUCACGGACUGCCGUGUACGUGUAGAGAGAACGGGCAGAGGAAGAGGAGGAGGAAGGGAAAGCGGGAUGGAAGAAAGAAAAGAUGAAUGAACAUGUCCUCCUUCUAGAGGAGUCGGUGGUGUUGGGUUCUCCUCUGUUGGAUCAUUUGAAAUAUAUUAACAACGACCAAACAUGCAGCCCAUAGAGAGAGCAAGAUGAAGUGGCUGAGGGAGGGAAUGUACAGAAACCAGAUGAAGUGGCUGAGGGAGGGAAUGUACAGAAACCAGAUGAAGUGGCUGAGGGAGGGAAUGUACAGAAACCAGAUGAACUGAAUGAAGUGGCUGAGGGAGGGAAUGUACAGAAACCAGAUGAACUGAAUGAAGUGGCUGAGGGAGGGAAUGUACAGAAACAAGAUGGAGGACUGGUGCGUUGAUAAAACAACUAUUUUUCUCUGGUCCCAAUAUGAAAAGUGGAUCACUUGAUAUCUAUCUACCAAAACAAUGAAAGAAAUCCUGAAACUAUCUUUCUCACAUCGCUGCUCUGUCUGUUGUGUUCCUCAUUUCUUUAGUUUAGGGACCUUGGAGAUUGAAGCCUCCAGAGAGAGACAUUGUAGUAGGGACUUGUGGGUAAAAUGGCAUCUCCAUGCAGCCGUUCCCUCGCUAGCUAGAGAAACUCCUCACUAAAAUAUUCACUCUUAUCUCCACUAAAUGCACAGUAGCAAUGUAAGGGGUGUCACGAUGGUAUCUGCUCCCUGCUAUUCUCGUCUCUCUCCUGUGGGACAACAUUUGUUCCGGCUACAGUAGCCUUGUUUCUGCUGUAUGUGACAGUACUGGGGAGGGGAACAGGAAGUUUGGCAGGGGAAGUGGUCGAUGUAGUUGUGGUUAAGUAAAAUGUCAAACUCUCUCUAGUGUCUGUAUGUUGCAGUAGGCCUCCUCUUUCUACCUCAUUUUCUCUCUGCUAUUGUGCCACCAACUGGAAGUAUGUGCAGAAUUUAGUUUGGGACAUUCUGAAAUCAUAAACAACUUACUGAAGGAGGGGUAGUCAUCUAGAUGAAGACCGUGCAUGAAAGGGGAAUUGAUAGAGGGAUAGGAGGGAGGGAAACCAUACAGCUGCUCUCUCAUGUCCGGAGAGACAGGGAGAGAGGGAUUAGGAUGAAUUGAUUAGAGGGAUAGGAGGGAGGGAAACCAUACAGCUGUUCUCUCAUGUCCGGAGAGACUGGGAGAGAGGGAUUAGGAUGAAUUGAUUAGAGGGAUAGGAGGGAGGGAAACCAUACAGAUGUUCUCUCAUGUCCGGAGAGACAGGGAGAGAGGGAUUAGGAUUAAUUGAUUAGAGGGAUAGGAGGGAGGGAAACCAUACAGAUGUUCUCUCAUGUCCGGAGAGACUGGGAGAGAGGGAUUAGGAUGAAUUGAUUAGAGGGAUAGGAGGGAGGGAAACCAUACAGAUGUUCUCUCAUGUCCGGAGAGACCGGGAAAGAGGUAUUAGGAUGAAUUGAUUAGAGGGAUAGGAGGGAGGGAAACCAUACAGAUGUUCUCUCAUGUCCGGAGAGACGGGAAGAGAGGUAUUAGGAUGAAUUGAUAGAGGGAGAAAAAGGGACGGCUCAAACAGCAGGCUGUUCUCCCUCUCCUCCAUUUGAUCCCUCCCUCCUUGUGGUGUUCCUGACAGGAAGAGUUUGAUUGCUAAUGAGCCGUGAAGUCAAUGCUCAUUUAAGCCCACACACACACACACACACCAAAUUACCACCGCUUAGAUGGUAUGACGUGGAAAUUUUCUCUCCCUCCUCGCUCUCCUCUGUUCUCCCUCUCCUCCGUUCUCCCUCUCCUCCCUCCUUACCCUGUCUCUUACCUCUGUCUCUCUCCAUCACCUCUCUCCUUCUCUCCCUCACCGUCUCUCUCUCCUCCACCAGACUUUCUCCAUCACCUCUCUCUACCCUGUGUGUGUGUGUGUGUGUGUGUGUGUGUGUGUGUGUGUGUGUGUGUGUGUGUGUGUGUGUGUGUGUGUGUGUGUGUGUGUGUGUGUGUGUGUGUGUGUGUGUGUGUUUUACACAGGGCUGUGGGGAGGUCAGGGAUACAGGGAGAGCAGAGGGAGUAUUUCUUGCCUCCCUCCCUACGUGUCAAACACCCCACUUACUGUACCCCCUUCCUCCUGCCAGACCUGACUCAGAAAGCCAUGGUGGAGUCAUGCCCUGCUCACUGUACAUCUCAGCUUUCAUAGUUUGAUUAGUAAGGUUUCCUCCUAUCCCAUUGUAUAUGUUGCUCUGUCAAUCUAUACAAUCACAAGGUAUAUAGAAAUCCAAAUACAUGAUGGCAUAUUUGCAUCUGUAGCUAAUUAAGAUAUAAAUGAAUUGAUUGAUUCUGUGCAUACACAGGGGGGUGAAUGACCUGUUAUAGGACCUACAUUGACUAGCAGAGGUCUGGGUAUAAUCCUUCAUGAUUCAGACCGGAGCCUGAUAGUUUAGUGACUAAUGUGUCUUUCUAACAAGACAGUCGAGGGCUGUUCAAGCCAAUAUCACCGUGAACAACUAUUGUACAUCACUAGAGGCAAACAGAUGAGCACUGGAAGGCUAUGACCAGCUGUCUUCCUGAAGAGCCUUACUUUCCUACCCUCAAUAGCCCAGAUCUGAAUCCCCUCUGAAUCAGCCCCUUCACAACUCCUAUCUCAUGACUCCCCUGUGAUACAUCAUGUUUCCUGGUUAAUCAGUGGGGUUUCCUUGGCCGCCCUGAGCAGGUGAGGCACCUGAUUGGCCCAUUAAGCCUGGGUCUGUUUCUGAGUCACGACCAGCCAGAGGUCAUGGGGUCAAACGAUGUGCGUUUUACCCGCUGAGGGCGUGGAGGGUGCCUGUGGGUCGCACCUCUAAUAGGGCACUUUAACUUUAACCCAUAGGGUUCACAGAGAAACACACAUAUUACACACUCUGGUGAGAGAGCGACAUGUAGUAGUGUUCCAGGAUGACAUUGACUGUUGUGGUGGAGGUUGACCUUGGUGUGGGGGAGAGAAAGGAACAGAGAGGGGGAGACUGGGAGGAAGGGAUAGAUACUGACCCACUGUGCGACUCGCCUAACAAUCAGCACUUGAUAACACGAUAGCCUAAGUCUGUCAAUUACAAUAGAUUGAUAGCAUUAUGGCCUCAGUAUAGGCCAAAACUCUGACUUACAUACACAUUAUAGAUACAGUACACCUGCAGGGAGCAGGGCUCAACAGUGCAACCAUUUACUUGCAUAUGCGCCUAAAUAUUUUGCUGUGCGACAUCGAAUUUUUAUUUUGGAUCCCCACAGUGUGCUGAGAACCGUUUUGAAUUCUAGCUUUAUUACCUCAAAUAUUUUUCACUGUGCUCCUAAAUUUCUUUGUGUGCGCCUACAUUUUUCAACUCAGCCACACACGUGCUCCUAAAAAAGGCCAGCAUAGAGGCCUGUAGUGAACUACUUAUCAUGACCACUAACAAACAUGUAUCUCCUAUCUUUGCACUUGUGUGUAACACCAAAACAGGAUAUGCCCACUAGUUAUAUUUGUAUGAAGGUGAUUAAGUGUGUCUUUGGAGAAAUAUUGAUAAUGUCCUUCGGUUUGUAAUGUGAAGGAGGAGGGAGGGAAGGGAGAAAUUUGUAUAUAUUUUUUGGUGUGAACUAUCUGUAUAGUAUAUAUGUACGGAUCUUUAUUUUUCUUGUCGAACUCCUGUGGAAAAAAUGUGGAUAUUUAUCAGUGUAAAUAACUGCUGUAUACAGUCAAUGUUGUCGUGUGGAACUCAUUUCUUGGUUUGGCCAAGGUCAAAGUUCAAUCGGAGCCAAUAAUACUGUACUCAGAAUAUAACUGUUUGAAUAGACAACCCUUCAAUGAAAAGGUGUAGGAUGUAUAAGAUGCACAUCUUCAGCUAUUAAAUACAUGUAAACAUUUGAGUUUUUCAGCCAGGAUGAUGACUGAAAUAACUGGAUUAGACAGGUUCACUAAACUCAAUCAGCAUACUUAUUAAGAUAGCUGCCCCUUCACCCAUAAACACACACACUAUUUAUCAGAUAGAGUAGCUCCCAGCGCUGUGUGUGGUUUCUGAGUCAGCGCUGUGUGUGGUUUCUGAGUCAGCGCUGUGUGUGGUUUCUAAGUCAGCGCUGUGUGUGGUUUCUGAGUCAGGGGCUUUGGGACAUCUGUCACUGCCACAGGGUGUGUAACCCUAAUGUAACCCCCAUUUCCUGCCCCCUCUGUCUCUUAGCAUAGGGAGUUAGAGGAGACAUUACUGUACACUGUCCCCUGCAGCCUGAUCUCUCUCUCACGCACACACACACACACACACACACGCACACACAGAAAGAGGGAACUAGUAGGAGAGACACUUCCCAAACGCACACAAACACUCAGUGGUCCCAACUAAGCUCGGUGGUCAGAACUCUGUCAGCACAUUCACAGACCCUUCUGUUCCCCAGAGACUGGGAUUGAGCCACACACACACUCCUCUUACCCAAUGUCAGGGAUUUGAAGGAGAAUGUGUGCUAAGAACACUUUAUCUGUACUGUUGCUCUCUCUCUGUGUGAGUGCUGCGUUUUACCACAUUCCCAAAAUAAAAUACCCAAUUGGCCAAACUUGACCUCCACAGACUGGUCCCGAAGUAAAAUGCUUCUAGAAAAUCACUAUCCAACUAUGUCUUCAGUCUUUUACAACAUUUAGUUUUUUUUUUAAGUAAAUGUUUUCUGGGAAUCUACUCUUGACCUCCACUUGUACUGGUUGGCACAAAAGUUUAAAAAUAAAAAUGCUUUUAGAGAGUUUCCGUAAUGUCCCUGACCUGGAGCACAGUGGUAGCUAGUUAGUAGUGGUUGAUAAUCCACAUCAUCGUCCUCUGGCUCUAAACAUGGAUGACUAAUCCAAGCCUUAGCUUCCUUGUCGUCUCGAUCGCUCCCCCCUGACGUGUACAUAGUAUAAAUAUAUAAAUACAGUAUCUAGCGGAAAGAAUGACUAAUUUAUGGUGUCACGUGUUCUAUUUCUCAGCGCCAAGCAUGAAGGAUUUAUUCUGUUCUGUAUCAAUGCUUAGUCCUUAUCUUUUUCUCUCUUAUUGCAGUGCUUUAUAAUGAAUGCUUUUGUAGUGCUUUAUUUCUCCACUGCUUUGCUGUGA